Colletotrichum karsti is the source of this 3417-nucleotide messenger RNA. RefSeq lists its product as uncharacterized. Gene Ontology annotation, biological process: DNA-templated transcription; transmembrane transport. The transcript has 14 exons. The coding region runs from base 1 to 3417 and encodes 1138 amino acids. Lineage: Eukaryota; Fungi; Ascomycota; Sordariomycetes; Glomerellales; Glomerellaceae. Gene Ontology annotation, molecular function: zinc ion binding; DNA binding; transmembrane transporter activity. The record is from RefSeq and is a predicted model, not a curated record.
AUGGAGACUCCAGUGGCUCUCGUCACUUCAGUGCCAGAAAAGACACUGGAUGAUAUUGAAGCUGGCUCAAAUACACCGACAAUCAACAAUGACGAGAACGUUGUCGACUGGGAUGGGCCCCAAGAUCCCCGAAACCCACUGAAUUGGUCGGCGCGAUUGCGUUAUGGCCAUGUUGUCAUCGUCUCGCUACUUUCGCUAGUAGUCAACCUUGCUGCCACCAUGAUGGCUCCGGGUAUGGAAUAUGUCGUGAGAGACAUUCACAUCACAAGCCAAACUAUCGGUACUCUAUCCGUGACGAUCUACCUCUUGGGUUUCGCACUGGGGCCGCUCAUUAUCUCCUCUGCUUCCGAGAUGCAUGGCCGCCUCAUCGUCUAUCACGUUUGCAACGUCCUUUUCAUUGCCUUCAUCGUUGGUACGGCCCUCAGCAAAACUGUCCCCCAACUGCUCAUCUUCCGGGUUCUUUCUGGCAUUGCUGGCUCCGCCCCGAUGACAAUUGGUGGAGGUACCAUUGCAGAUGUCAUUCCAUCAGAAGCCCGUGGACCGGCUGGAGCAUUGUUCGCCCUUGGACCUCUCAUGGGACCAGUUCUUGGGCCGGUGAUAGGGGCCGUAAUGGCUACUCGCGAAGGUUGGCGCUGGACGUUCUGGCUCAUGACCAUCAUGAGCAGUGUCAUUUCACUGAUAGCACUGAUCUUUCUCCGCGAAACUCACCCAAAUAUACUUCUAUCCCGCAAAGCCGACGGUCUCCGCCGUGAAACCGGAAACCAAGAGUUAUUCUCGAAGCUGGACCGUCGUCUGACACCAUCUCAGAUCCUGGUGGGCGCCUUUGUGCGAACCGGAAAGCUUCUCAUAUUCUCCCCCGUUGUCCUCAUCAUGUCCGUUUAUGUUGGUCUCGUUUUUGGUCUUCUAUACCUUCUAUUCACCACAAUCACACCCAUUUUCCAAGGUGUAUACGGGUUCGGCGCCGAGAUCGUGGGGCUGGCCUACCUGGGAAUCGGUAUUGGUGAGCUGUGUAGCCUCUUCGUCUUCGGCACUCUGAGUGAUCGCGUGUCCAAGUGGCGCGCAAAGUCUGAAGGUCGAUCUGUGCCUGAGCAUAGGCUGAUACUGAUGAUAUGGUUUGCUCCCUCGAUGACCAUUGGCUUCUUCAUCUAUGGAUGGACGGCAUACUAUGAGGUGCACUGGAUCGCACCCAUCAUCGGCACCUUCUUCAUCGGCUUUGGCGCCUUCUUCGUCAUUCUGCCUGCUCAGAUAUACUUGGUGGAUGUGUUCGGCUCCGAGGCCGCUGCAUCAGCCCUUGGCGCAAACAUCCUUCUGCGUUGCCUCUUUGGUGCUUUUCUACCACUGGCUGGGACGAAGAUGUACGAGACACUGAACUACGGUUGGGGUAACACUCUUCUUGGUUUCUUGUCGUUGGCUUUCGUUCCAGCUCCGAUGCUCUUCUACAAUGGUAGCAUUCGAGUUAAUGCUUCCGAGUCUCGUUACGUCGACAGCGGCCACUGGGCUUCUAUCCUGGAUAGCAUCGCCGAGCUCAAGGAUCACCUGGAGGCUGAAGAGGACGUUCUGACUGAGAGUGCGACCCCGGCUUCAGUACCAGCUCCAGAAGACGACAUGGAAAUGCCGCUUCUGUACAGCGUUCGUCCAGCCUCGAAAGCGCAGAUUUUGGACGCACUUCCUCCCAAGCAAGUCUUAGAUCGGUACAUUGCCUACUAUUUCAACUCGCUAGAUCUAGCCGCCGGUCACUGCGAUUCACACUGGCAAUAUGAGAAGUUCUGGGAGUCCCCGGCUGAUGUCCCCGUCAUGUGGCUCGGACUGUUGUAUUCGAUCAUGUGCAUGGCUGUUAUGUCGUCCGACUUAGCAGGCAUGUCCGAAGCAGAAGAUCCGACGGCGUUGGUCGACCAGUACCGCGAGAAAACGGCACAAUGUCUCAUUCUGGGCAGAUACGCCAACGGCGGCCCUUACACAUGGGAGACUUUGUAUCAAUAUGUCGUCAUCGAACUAUCAUCCCGCAAAGAUCUCACUCAGACGAUAGGAAUCCUCCAUGGACUGUCGAUGAACCUACUGUUACAAAUGGGUUAUCACAGGGACCCGUCUCACUUUCCCAACCUCACGCCUUUCGAAGGUGAGAUCAGGCGGAGAAGUUGGGUCAAGUCAAUGGAGGGCGACCUCCAGAUGUCACUGAAAACGGGAAUUCCACGAAGGAUCGGUAGCAGUUUCUGGGACACCAAGGAGCCACGCAAUCUUCACGACUCUGACUUUGACGAGGAUACCAAAGAGCUCCCUCCCAGUAAACCCGAGACUGAGGUGACGGCGGUCCUUCAACUCAUCGGGAGAAGUCGUAUGCUUGUAGCAGUCUGUGCCGCAGUUGAUCUGUCCACUUCUGUUAAGCCUCGAGCUUACUCCGAGGUGUUGGCCGUGGACCAACAACUACGGGACGCAGAACAAAGUCUGCCACCGCCGUUGAAGAUGAAGCCUCUCUUGGCUUCUGUUCUUGACCCUCCACAGCUGAUCAUGCACCGGCAUUACUUGAAUCUCAUGUUUCGCAUGGGAGAGAUGAUGCUACAUCGGAAGUACCUGAACAUCGACACUGAGAAAGACACAUCUCCGACGCUGAUUCUACCAUCGAUGACCAAUUCUAUCCGAUGGAGCACGGUCGGCGCUAUCAUGCGUACCGGUCAGGAUCAUAUUUCGCUCCAAAUGACGAGGUACAUCAAGCCUAAAGCCGAGAUACUGCAGAGUCAGCAUUUGCUAAUUGUGCCGAACUUGAAGAGCGAAAAUGAUCGACUUGACUUCACGCACGCCUUGAUUCGCAAAACUCUUAAUGGAGAACUUUAUCUAGCUCCGUUGGAACCUGAGAAAGUCCACCGGAUCCUCGACAUCGGAACUGGGACGGGUAUUUGGGCCAUCGAAAUGGGUGAUUUGUUCGAGCAUGCUGAAAUCGUUGGUAAUGACUUGAGCGCCAUCCAGCCAGAAUGUAAUUUGAGCUCCGGCGGAUGGGCCGAAUUCCAGGACUAUGACUUCCUGUUCAAAUCAGAUGACGACACUCUGAAAGAAGAGCAUCAUACAUGGCAGUGGAACCACCAAUUCAUCGAUGCCACUGUUAGCAUCGGGCGCGAGUCCCGCCCAGGCCCCAAACUGGAAGCAUGGGUGAGGGACGCCGGCUUCAAAAACAUCCAUCACCGUGUACACAAAUGGCCAAUUGGGCCAUGGGCUAAGGACCCAUACUUUAAAGACAUUGGAAUGUGCAAUCUCGUGCAGCUUCUAGAAGGACUUGAAGCGUUCACGUUGCGUGUCUUCUGCGGGGUUCUGAAAUGGCCAGAGGAGAAGGUCCUCGUCCUAUUAGCCAAAGUUCGUGCGGAACUGAAGGCGGGUACUUUCCACGCUUAUGGAAACUUCCACGUCGUCUACGGCCAAAAGCUGUAG